This is a messenger RNA of Cololabis saira (Pacific saury), 4843 nucleotides long. RefSeq names its product glutathione S-transferase, C-terminal domain containing (gene gstcd). The transcript has 12 exons. Bases 98 to 2038 code for a protein of 646 amino acids. Lineage: Eukaryota; Metazoa; Chordata; Actinopteri; Beloniformes; Belonidae. The record is from RefSeq and is a predicted model, not a curated record.
GUGAUAGUAAACCCUAACAACAACGUGGUUUUGUUUGAGUCUCCGCUGCGGCUUAAACACCCCCAAAAUCUCUUGUGAUUACUGGACCUGUUUUACCAUGAAAUCCACUGGGCAGCCUCCCUCUCUCUAUUUACAAGUUUUUUGUGAAAACGAGGAGCUGCGUCUUCCCCUCCACACUUCCAUAGUGCUGUUCUUGCUGUCUUACUGCGAAUGCAAGUCUUUCAGAGUUUUUCUGGUCCAUAAAAACAAAAGCAGCAGCAGCAGUUCAGAGUCACUGAGGAGUCAGCUUCCAGACUCUCUGGAUGUUUGUGAUGUUCAGUUUGAGUGUCUGCCAGCGCUGGUGAGAGGCUGCCGGCUCCCCGCUGCUCUGGAUGAGACAGGCGGGCUCUGCAGGGCCGGGCUGGCUGUGCUGCUCAGACACAUCAUCAACACGAGCAUCGAGGCUGAUCCUUCCAGAAAUGAUGUCCUGGCGCUGCUGGGUUUCAAGAAAACAUGUUUGAAAGCAUGUGCAGAGGUGAGCAAGUGGACCAGACUGUGUGAAAUCAGCAUCCCCUGUGCUGUCGAGGAACACCUCCAGAAUCCCACCGAUGAGGCCAGACAGCUGCCGCUUUCGAUCCUCACCCUCGAGCGACGGCUCGCGGAGCCCGUCAAAGUCCACAACGAUGACAAAAUACGGAGACAGAAGCUCAAAGAGCAGAGGCGGAGCGAGAAGAGCCGGGGGGACCAGGAGUCUGCCUCCAGUCCCGGAAAGUCACGUCAGGUCUCGGACGGGCUUGAGCUGAGGACGGCUCUGGCCAAGCUGUCUGUGGAUCCAGUUCCGGCUGCAGCCACCAGAGAGAACUCCGAGAUCAGGAAAGUGAAGACGACAGAUUUGCCUCCGCUGGAGCAUGUGUUUGCUGAGGGGCUGUACUUCACUCUGACGGAUGUGGUGCUGUUGCCCUGCGUUCAUCAGUAUCUGGUUUCCCUUCAAACUCGCGCUGCGAGCGCUCUGCAUCAGCUCCCCCACCUGCUUCGCUGGUACAGCCGAGUUCAGGAGGUACCCGGUGUCCUUCGUGCUGCCAAAGACUGUGGGUUCCUUCUGCCCGUCCCCCAGCUUCCCACCUCCAGCAUCCCAGGGCCUCCAUCCCAGGGCGUCCCAGCAAUCCUGCCGGCACAAGACGACAGCCAGGAGACGACCACGCAGCUUCCUUUCGUUGGCGGACCCAGGCCCACAAUGACUAAAGUCAAAGAAAAUGGCAUUGAAGCAGUCUUUGCUUCUCAUCCUUGCCCAUCCUGGACGCUCCCGUGGGACAGUUUACCAGAAGCUAUCAACCCCACUGAAGGGAAAAUGUCAAAUAUCCGUGCCAUCAGGAAGAUGCAACAGCUGAAUAACUUGGUUGCCAUGGUUACAGAGCUAGCCAGACCAGGAGACACCAUUGUGGAUUUCUGCAGCGGAACGGGCCACGUGGGGAUCGUUCUGGCUCACACACUUCCAGACUGCCAGGUCAUCCUCAUAGAGAACAAAGAGGAAUCCCUGGUCAGGGCCCAGAAUCGAAGUGCCGAGCUUGGUUUGAAAAACCUCGGCUUCAUUCAGGCAAAUUUAGAUUACUUCACUGGACCGUUCCACGUUGGGGUUGCCCUCCAUGCAUGUGGCGUUGCGACAGAUAUGGUGUUGGAGCAUUGCAUCCAGGCAGGAGCCGCCUUCGUCAUUAGUCCCUGUUGCUAUGGCUUCAUCCAGAACGCAGUCAAGUUCACCUUCCCCAAGAGCAAAAGGUUCCAGGAGACUUUGACACAUAAGGAACAUAUGAUCCUAUGCCGCUUCGCAGACCAAACUGCUGUGCAGCUUUCGCCGGAGAGGCGUCUCAUCGGUAAGCAGUGUAUGGGCUUGGUGGACUUGGAUCGCUCGUGGGCAGCAGAGACUCACGGGUACUCGGUGCAGGUGAUUACUAUGGAGCCGGAGAGCUGCUCACCAAAGAACAACAUGCUGGUGGGAAGGCCACCGCAGAGGAGCGGACGGGAAGUCAUCGCCGGCCAGCUGGAAGGAGCCACGCAUAAUUAGGACUCGGAGCGCUGGUGGACAUCAGAGCGUCUUCAUAACAGCCAGGGCUGGCAAAAAUCUCUAACGCCUGUGGCCCCUAGCGGAAUAAUGAUCAUUUGUUUAUGCAACAUCAACGUUUUAUUUAUAUUUUACAGGCCGGGUGUUGGAAAAAUUGCCUCAGAAAACGGAAAAAGAAAUGUUUACUGAAUCUGUAAAAAUAAGAGCCAGCUAAAAAAAAUAUCUUUCAGUUUAAGCUUAAAGUGAACGCCGCAUGUUCAUUUUCAGCUCGUUUUGGCUCGUGUUAAGUACUUGUAAAUCACGCACCCAUCGCCGUUCCACCUUGCAAUUACUUUGGAACGUCAAAGAAGAAAUAUUAUGACUAACGCCACACCUCACAACGAGAUUAUGCUGUUUUAAGUGUUUUUAAUUGGUUGAAUUAUGGCAUCUUGUAGGGAUUAGGGGUUGGGCCGGCGGGGAACCAAAUGCAGCGCUCCAAACCAAAUUACAAUAAGCAAAAAAGUUUGGAGAGAUCACACAAGUCCAGAAAUCCAGCCGUACAUGUUUGAGUCCGAACCAGAUCCGGACUAUGAAAAUUGUCCAGCGUAUGAAACCACAACAAAGACAAUCCACAGUCCCUGUUUGGGACAGCUGUACAACUAAAGCUAUGCAGCUGUAGAUGGAAAAUAUACACAGUCUUCAUAGCGGUUGAGGUUAGGUUGCUUUUAUAUAGGAAGAUGUCCAAGUUGUAGUUGAUUGAUAUAUGGUUUCUACGUAUCCACCACACACGUAGCCUGCCCAUGAUGUUUAUAGUAGUCCGUUGUUAUUUCUGUCGCUCUGUAAUUCCGCCACCAAACUCUAGGUGGCAGCGUGAGUUCUGUUCUGCAGCGGCGGAGCUUGCAGUGCUGACCUUCCUUUUGUCUACAUCCUUUUAUUAUGUAGCUCAGACAUGACAAAAAAGCUUUUUCCAGGAAAAAGGAGGAUGGGAGACAAAAGAGAGCUGCACAGCAUUUCUUAGAACUAAUCAAAUAUUCAUUUGAAUCAAACUGAAACUGAUAUUUAAACAUGAAAAACCUCCUUUGUGCUGCUUUACAAGCAGACGACACUGUUGCCUUUCUCAGAAACCCACAAACAAGCUGUUGCUUUAUUUAGCAAAUGUCGUCAAUUACUUACCCUUUGUUGUAGUAAAAGCUCAAUCUCUCCACCGACUGCGGCGUUGUGCUCGUGUUUUUAUUCACACCGUGGGAUUGAGCUGUCGGCAGCCACCAAACAGUUAAUUAACCACACCACACGUACACUUUGUCAGAUGCGGUUUGUCUCUGAAAACACUGGGCAGUUGACUCCGAUUAACAGAAGAGGUUUGGAACUAAAACCUCAUGUGCAGCUCUAGAUGAGAUGGAGAUUCACCUCCGUCUCAUCUCACCUCCUUGCCCCGCGGGUUUUAAUGAGACACACGAGGACAGCAUAUACUGCACAGAGGGAAAAUGGAUUUAAACUCCCAUCAUAUCAGAUCAAAUAGAAAGUUUUUCAUGUUCCUACAGAGAACCUGAUUAUUUUUCAUAAAGGGCAACGCGGGUAGGGUGUGCAUCCUAUAAUAUGUUCAGUGGCAAUGAAUAUUUUAUGAAUCUGGCAGAAAGGUCAGUGUGCCUGAUUAGAUGCGUGGUGUUCAGAGCCUCGUCGUUGAAAAUCUCACAAUACUCCUGCUUUUUCAGCCCCCCGUGCACCAUCGACUCGCGUUGUCCCUAGAGAUUUCCGUCUCGCAGAUGAAGCCGGUCAUCUGGUUUUCUCGAAAGUCCCGUGCUGUCACCUCUGAUAGUGUGUGGUGGCUGCUUGAAAAAUCCGGCGAGGCAGCCAGAGAGCCGUGUUUGCCCGCUUUCUCCGGGAGGAUAGACGAGACGGGGUCAGCCUUUUCCUGCAUCCGACUCAUCUGAAUUCAGUCGGUGGAGUCAAUCUCUCCUGAGGGGAACGGCCACAGAUAUAGGAGGACGUUCUGGCUCUGCACGACUUCACACGACUGACAUGUAGACGGUGACAACGGAGGAGAACGAGAGACCAGGUGGCGUUAGUUAAAGCUCGAAUGAGAAAAAAGUGAAUAUUAAGAUGUGAAACAGGGUGAUUUUACCAGAACACACGGGAGGCCGUAGGUAACUACAGCAGAGGUGUAGUUUUUAUCUCUCCUUUCAUAAGGAUUCGCCUCAUUAGGCCUCUAUACAGGACACAUGCUGAAGACAUCUUUAACUUUUUAACUUACAGUACUAGUUGUCUUUGAUGGAACCAUUGAUGGACUAGAAAGUUCAACGUGAAACAAACUGCUUUAGUUUGAAGUUUCCUCAACAAAGGUCCUUCAUGUCAUCACUCUUUGCAUCACUUGUGGAUGUUUUUAAAUGUAUUAAAUAUAACACCUGGCACCAGUUGUUUCACAGAAAACAGGGUACAGAAAUAAAGCUGCACCUGUGAUGUUUUAUUAACUUUAGUUAUGACCUUUGCUUUGAAUUAAGAUCUUUUUUGUGUUUCUGCAAAUGGUUUUAUUUUUAUUUUUUGUAUGAUUUUUUUUUUUUCCCGUGUUGCUGUAAUUGUGGGAAAACACUUCAUUUUUCCACGUCUGGAGUCCCUCCCACUUGGUAUGAAUUUUCCUGCAUGAUCUUGUUUAUGUUGCCGUGGUUACCGCAGCAUUCACACACAAACUACACCUCCAUGUGAAACAGACAAGGGGCCUUUGUGCUGCCCUUCAUUAUUGGUUCAUCGUGUAUGCUCUUUUAUAUCUGACUUCUAGUUCCACUGGUAAAAUAUGCAUUUAUUUGACUUCCGAAAUGUUUGAAUAAACAACAC